AUGGCACCAGACCUCUCGAACCGUCCCAAGAUCAUCCUCGGCGCAGGCCAAUUCGGCGGCCCUCGCGUUCCCGACACAGCCGCCGUCAAAGCCCAAUGCACCCUCUUCCACUCCUACAACCACACCACAAUCGACACCUCCCGCGCCUACCCGCUCGAACACCUCGGGCGCUCGGAAGAACUCCUCGCCUCGUCUGGGACAACCGCCUGGGCGACCAUCGACACGAAAAUCAACUCCUUGAUCGAAAAGGCUCUUUCGAAGGAGAAUGUGAGGAAGAGUAUUGAGGAGAGUUUGAAGGCGCUCGGGGUGGAGCAGGUGGAUGUCAUGUAUUUGACGUUGCGGUCGGUGGAUGUGCGGUUUGAGGAGACGGUGGAGGCGAUGGAUGCGGCGUGGAGGGAGGGGAGGUUUAGGAGGUUUGGGUUGAGUAAUUAUUCUCCUGGGGAGGUGGAGGAGAUUGUGGAGUUUGCGGAGAAGAGAGGAUUCGUCAAGCCGACUGUUUAUCAGGGGCAGUAUAACCCUGUGGCGAGACUGGCUGAGAAGGAGCUCUUGCCGGUUCUCAGAAAGUACGGCAUUGCUUUCUAUGCUUACUCUGGCAAAGUCACGAAAGACUCGAUCAACCUGCCAGAAGGCCGCUUCUCCAACUCCACCUUCGCUGGCAAAUUCUACUCAGCAUCAUAUUUGCGUGACGAGCUGUUGAGCAGUGCCAUGAAAGUGCACGAGGCUGCUCAGAAGCAUGGCCUCACUGGUCAUGCGGUAGCCAUGAGAUGGGUUCUCCACCACUCAGCGCUCCGUGGAGAGCUUGGAGAUGCAAUGUUAUUUUCUGCUGCUCAUCUGAGCCAGAUUGAGGAAAAUUUGAAGAUUUGUGAUCAAGGAUCGUUGCCUGAAGAACUUGUCAAAGUCGUGGAUGAUAUCUGGGCAGUAGCUGAGCCUGUCGCGCCUUGGGCUUGGAUUGAUGUCAAGGCUCAAGCUGCGGCGAUCAAGGAGGGAUUGAACUCGAUGAAGAAGUAG
This is a messenger RNA of Zasmidium cellare ATCC 36951, 1008 nucleotides long. RefSeq lists its product as uncharacterized. The coding region runs from base 1 to 1008 and encodes 335 amino acids. Gene Ontology annotation, cellular component: cytosol. The record is from RefSeq and is a predicted model, not a curated record. The transcript has 4 exons. Lineage: Eukaryota; Fungi; Ascomycota; Dothideomycetes; Mycosphaerellales; Mycosphaerellaceae.